AUGUCGUACUUCUUCUCCACCCCCGUCGACAUCGACGUCGUUCUCGAGGAUGCCGACGACCGCUCCAUGGUCGACGUCAAACUCGACAAGAACCGCCGCGAAAAGGCUCCCCUCUACAUGGACGGCGAAUCCGUCAAGGGUGCCGUCACCGUCCGCCCCAAGGAUGGCAAGCGCCUCGAGCACACGGGCAUCAAGGUGCAAUUCAUCGGCACCAUUGAAAUGUUCUUUGACCGUGGCAACCACUACGAAUUCCUCUCGCUGAACCAAGAACUCGCCGCCCCCGGUGAGCUGCAACACCCGCAGACCUUCGACUUCAACUUCAAAAACGUCGAGAAGCAGUACGAGUCGUACAACGGCAUCAACGUCAAGCUGCGGUACUUUGUGCGCGUCACCGUGUCCCGCCGCAUGGCCGACGUCAUUCGUGAAAAGGACAUUUGGGUCUACAGCUACCGCAUUCCGCCCGAGAUGAAUAGCAGCAUUAAGAUGGACGUCGGCAUCGAGGACUGUCUUCACAUCGAGUUCGAGUACAGCAAGAGCAAAUACCACCUCAAGGAUGUCAUUGUCGGCCGCAUCUACUUUUUGUUGGUCCGGCUGAAGAUUAAGCACAUGGAGCUGUCCAUUAUUCGAAGAGAAACGACGGGCGCCGCGCCGAAUCAGUACAACGAGAGCGAGACGCUGGUGAGGUUUGAGAUCAUGGACGGUUCGCCGUCGAGGGGGGAGACCAUUCCUAUUAGGCUGUUCUUGGGAGGUUUCGACUUGACGCCUACGUUUCGGGAUGUGAAUAAGAAGUUCUCGACGAGAUAUUACCUCAGUUUGGUCCUGAUUGAUGAGGGUGAGUUACUCCUUUUUCUGUGGUGCGUAUAUCCCAGCGCAGUCACAGUGUCGCUGACAUGUCUAGAUGCCCGUCGGUACUUCAAGCAAUCCGAAAUCAUUUUGUACCGCCAAGCUCCCGACGGCCUCGCCGAAAACACCGCCGGCGGUUUGCAGCCUCUUCCGGCUCCCAACGAAGCCAAAUUAGCCGCCGCUCAAGCUGCUGCUGCCCAAGGAUAG
This is a messenger RNA of Metarhizium brunneum ARSEF 3297, 1050 nucleotides long. Lineage: Eukaryota; Fungi; Ascomycota; Sordariomycetes; Hypocreales; Clavicipitaceae. The record is from RefSeq and is a predicted model, not a curated record.